CCAUGCUUCAACCACCCCACGCUGCAGUCCAAGGAACUGUGACUCUCUUCAGUAGGCACAGCAAACUCCUUGGCCCCAUAAGAACUACAUUGCUUUUCUAAGAUACGAAUUACGAUUGUAGAAAUCAGUCGGGAAGCUAAGAGAUUGAAAAUGAGUAGCAAGAAAAUAUUGAUAGUUGGUGGCACAGGUUACUUGGGUCAGCAUCUUCUGCAAGAAUUCACGGCAAUCCAAGAUACUCUUCCAUAUGCUCUCUCAUUAGCCUUUACCUACCACACCAAUCCCCCUCCUGAGCGCCUACUGAAAGCCAUUCCUCAUGCCCUACCCUUCCAUGUAGAUUUACGAACCAGCAACGGCUUUGAUGACAUCUCACAAAAUUUUGGGCAGCCUGAUGUUGUGGUUAAUUGUGCUGCACUUUCUGUUCCACGUGCCUGUGAAGUGGAUCCUACUGCUGCCAUGGCUAUUAAUGUGCCUUCUGCUCUUGUUAAGUGGUUGUCAAGUUUUAGCAAUGGCGGUACUCUUCUGAUUCACUUGUCUACUGAUCAAGUCUAUGAAGGGACCAAAUCCUUCUACAAGGAAGAUGAUGAGACCCUUCCUGUGAAUGUUUAUGGAAGAUCAAAGGUAGCAGCAGAGCAAUUUAUAUCUGUAAAUUACUCAAAUUUUGCAAUUUUGAGGAGCAGUAUUAUUUAUGGACCUCAGACUGUCUCCCCUGUACCAAAAUCACUUCCAGUUCAGUGGAUGGAUAGUGUUCUUGCAAAGGGAGAAGCCAUGGAUUUUUUUCAUGAUGAGUUCCGUUGUCCUGUCUAUGUUAAGGAUCUUGUGACCAUCGUCUGGACUCUGACAAGUAGAUGGAUCUCAGAGAAGGAGCCAAUGCAGUUACUUCUGAAUGUGGGUGGACCUGAUCGAGUUUCCAGGGUUCAGAUGGCUGAAGCUGUUGCACAUAUUCGAGGUUAUAAUUUGUCAUUGAUCAAAUCAGUAUCCUCAUCAACUGUUAACCGCGGCGUUAAAUCUCCAGCAGAUAUAUCCAUGGAUAUCACCAGAUUAACUCAGACACUCAAUAUGUCACCAACUUCAUUUAGGGAUGGUGUUAAAUUGACACUUGAAGCUGAAUUUGCUUCUGCAUCAUAGUAGUUUUUGUCUUGCUCUUUGCCAGAAUUCUCUUCUUUGUGUGUAUUCGUUUUGUCAAAUUAUGUUCAUCUUUCAGAAAUAUAAUUUGACUUCACAAUUUAUCAAAA
Molecule: messenger RNA, 1232 nt
Organism: Solanum verrucosum
Lineage: Eukaryota; Viridiplantae; Streptophyta; Magnoliopsida; Solanales; Solanaceae
Exons: 6
Coding region: 151-1125 (324 amino acids)
Source: RefSeq, a predicted model, not a curated record